CAAAUAUGAUAACCAAAGAGAGACUAAGUGACAAUGCGUUACUAGGCAACAUAUCGACGAAUUCCAGCUUCGGACAACAUACUAAUUUGGAUGGCGAGAGUAACGAAAAUGACGCUACUGUGAAUAGUACCAACCAUCCGUCGCAGGAGUAUAAAAGAAGUGACGAAAGCAAUGGCAAACAUCAAUCGACCGAGCAGAAAACCGAAAGUUCUAGUCACAGGAUACGGAUUACGGGACUGCUAGCCACCGAAGACAGCUGCAACGCAGUGGACAACAAGAUAGUUGCAGAGGACAAUGUAGAAGAGGACGCGGGUGGCUCGUCCGUGGACAGUGAUCUUUCUUUCAAUGGAAAAAUUAACAAUUUGAAGAACGACCAUGGUAGAGCACCUAACAACACAGUGUUUACUCUCAAUGCUGGCGUUGGUCAGGGCACCGGAUGCGAACGCAUUGAUACCACAAAAAGCAUCGAUACAGAAAGUAUCGCCGAGAGUAAAGAGGCAGGAACCGAGCACAAUCAGCAACAGAAGAAGCAGCUAAAUGCUUCGGCAGAAAUAUUGGCGAAAGAAAACAGCUCCUGGAUGCACUACAACAACGAAAAGUCUCCGGAUUUGUUUGCUGAUGAUGAUACGGUCGAUGCCGUUCAAAACUACGACACUGACGGCAAGAUUGACCGAGCAGAUGAAUGCGAAGAGCUGAAAAGCGACACCUUGCGACGAUCGAAAUCAUGGAACAGGUCCGGACUGGGACCAGCCGAUUUGGAAUUUCUUGACGACGCAGAUCGCAACGAUCAUGUUGAACGUAUUCUGCUCAAACGUUUGCAAGGGUCGCUUUCUGGAGUUCCACCGCCACCCUCUCUCACCUUCUCGCAUAUCGAAGUCGACCACAUGUUGACGCUGUACCACGAAAACUCGCUCCAAUAUUUCACUGCCGCUGCCAACGAAAACCCCUUGAACAGUAGAGAACAUCAAUGCCUCAGCAAACCAACGCACACCACUGACCAGCUGCCAUCGAUCGGAUGGCCCGAACUUUUGCAGUAUCGUGCGCAUGGAGUGCAUUACAACAAAUCAACCGUGACGGAGAAACUGGAACUUCUUGGACUGAAGUAUGUCGAACGGUACAUAGGCGCUGAAACUAGUUCGUCGUUUAAUGUGACCAAGUCGCCGACGAGUGCGAAAAAACGGAACCAACGCAUGAAGAUGUUGAAUAAAUCGCCUGGCAACCGUCUGAGCCAUUUGGCGAAAAGGCGUGCCAUUUUUUCGUCGGCGAAUCUUUUGAACAGCAGUGUUUGUGGCAAAGCCAACGACAGCAUUGCGGGGAACGGUCCCUUAACCGCCACUUCCCUAUCUAGAUUGAAUUCAUUCCGACUGUGCAAUAGACAGGUGCUCAUGGAUCCCAAAAAAUCCGACAACCGACGCAAAAAUAAAAUUAAAACCCCAAAACGUCGUACGCCCGGACUUGCAAAGCCGUCACCUCGCCGCCGAACACCGGGAUCGUCGGCAAAAAAACUUACACUUCCGGCUGCUAGUUCAAGUGCGCGAUCCUCGCAACAGCUGCACGUACCAGCAACAAGAGAAUCGUCCAAACGUGCCCUGUUCCUUAGCCCACAGAACGGUUCAGCCACUUCCAGCCAAGAUCAGCAGCACCUAGCAGCUAGCCGUAGCAAACAAAUUAAUCGUUCGCUCUUUUCGGAGACGCGUUUGCAGAAGUCCAAACGCUCGCUAUUUUCACCUCAGAAAACUGGUGUCGAAAAUGAUAGCGAACGUUGCUCUGCUAAUCUAAAGCGACGGCGAUCGCCUGAAGUUGUCGACGAUAACGAGAAUGAACAUGGGCUUGGCGAACGAACGGAGAAAAUACGGCGCACGGAUGGCGGGUUAGCUGAGGAAGAUCUAACACCUCGCUCACUCAAGCUAGCGCGCAGCAAGAGCUUCUGCGUCGGAGCGCAAACCAUAAGGAGCGUGACAGCGCAAACGCAACCGGGAGGUGAACCAGGAGUCAGCGGUAAACCACUGUUUCGUGCAAACUCCGCCACAAUUCCUGAUGCCGGUAAUCGACCAGCGGUGACGCUCACGGAAGUUCAGAGACAGAAACUAUUUUGGGCUGUUUCCCAGGCGUUACAAAGUAAGCAGAUAUCGGUGAAGCACGAACUGUUCAAGGAACAUGCGUCCAGAUUGGUGCGGGUGGUGAAAAGACUGUUUUUAGAGUUUAACGAUCCCUUGAUCAGAAGUACGAGUGAGAAAUUGCUAAGACUGGCCAACAAGCAUGUGUACGAAGUGAUACAAGGCAAAAGUUGGGACGAUAUUUAUUUUCGCGAAAAGACGCGCAUACUGAAUGCGCGAAAUAUGACUAAGUUGAAGGGCUACAUCGGUCCGGACGAGUAUGAGAUGCACAAAUCGCAACGUGCCGUCUCCAUGGCCAGCAUAACAUCCCUGGACAGUGCAUCCGUCGAUCGUUCUUCACAGCUCAGUGCAAGCCAGAGUUGGGCCUCUUCACAAAUUUCGUCCGUUUGCGAUCUGUCCCAAGUUUCAGAGGCGAGCAGUGGGACAAGCGGUUUAAAAGCGCCGGCGCGGAACGUAAGCUUCAGUUCGGAUUGUGUGUCCGAAACAUGGGCUGGUGUUCCUACGACGACGGCUCUGAGAGAAAACAUCGACAGCGAACUUCGGCAACGGUCGUCAGCGCAAAAGCAGGCGUUCGCCUUCUCUGGGAGGGAUCAGAAAAACCUAAGCCCGUUUCGGGCGGACAAGGCGUCCUGCGGGAAUGUGCACACCCAUAACAACAAACUGCUGGUCGGUGGUGCCCUUACUUCUAGUAUCCUGAAGGCGAAACGGCAGAUAUCGUUCGAGUAGGCGAUGACUCUGAUAAGCUAUCUUUUGUUACCUACUCGUUAUCCAAGCAGGCGCUUCACUUUGCAUUUACACCUUUUUCUUACAUUAUGUGUGAUCAAUUAAUCAG
This is a messenger RNA of Anopheles cruzii, 2949 nucleotides long. RefSeq lists its product as uncharacterized. The transcript has 6 exons. The record is from RefSeq and is a predicted model, not a curated record. The coding region runs from base 6 to 2843 and encodes 945 amino acids. Lineage: Eukaryota; Metazoa; Arthropoda; Insecta; Diptera; Culicidae.